AUACGUGGGCUUAAACGCAGUGACAACAUGGCUAACAUCUCACCUUCGUCUGUGAAGGAUUGUUACCUUUGCUCUUCGUCUUUAGAAAACUCCGUUGUUUUAAAAUGUUGCCACAGUUUGUGUAAAAGCUGCUUACAGAGCUACUGGGAGUUCAACAAGACUCUGGAUUGUCCUGUUUGUUUUAGGGGGACACGCUGUUCUGUGCUUCUGCAGCAGCAUCCGAGUGUUUUAUGUUUUGCCACCGUUUGUAUAAUCUCAGAUGACGGCAAAGCAAAAACAAACCCUGUGAGGGACGCAGAAAGUGAGAUGAGAGAGCAGUCAAGUGAAACCAGGGACGAGCAGUUGGAUACAGAUGUGAUGCUACAUGACGUAAUUCCUUCAACAAGUGAAUCUGAAGAGGAACCUCAUCCACUACCCACAGCUACAUCGAAAUCAUUGAGGUCCAACCUGUGUCCAAAAUACGGCAAGAGAUUCGAAAAAAAAUCUGACCUGAGAGCUCACGAAAAAGUGCACGCCUUAAGAAAGCCGUAUCAGUGUUCCACCUGUGGAAAGAGUUAUGCUCGUAAAACUGAACUCACAGUACACAUGUGUCUGCACACAGGUGAGAAGCUGUUUAACUGCCCUCACUGUGAGAAAAAGUUCACCAGAGAGAAAUGUUUGAAGUCCCACUUAAGGAGCCACACAGGGGAAAAGCCGUUCUCUUGUUCUCAAUGUGGGAAAAGUUUUUCUCUAAAAAGUACCCUAAAAACUCACCUGCGGCUGCAUGCAGGAAAUCUGCCUCAUCGGUGUGAUGAUUGCGGGAAGCUUUUCAACACUGCAGCUGCUAUGAGGAGCCACAAGUUGACCCACACCGGCGAGAAGCCUUUUCCAUGUCCACAAUGCGACAAAAAGUUUGUCCUAAAGGUUCAGCUGGAGACUCACCUCUAUAGCCAUUCAAGGAUCAAACCAUUCAGCUGUUCAGUGUGUGGGAAGAGUUUCCUAUCAAAGCAGCUACUUAACAUUCAUCAGGUCGUUCACAAGGACGACCGUCCCUUUCACUGCACACAGUGCGAGAAAAGCUUCAAAAGGAUGAGCCACCUGACAUCACACAUAAAGACCCACAGCUCUGACACCCCUUACAAGUGCACCUACUGCAGCAAAUCCUUCAAACUUCCCUUCUACCUAAAACUGCAUGAGAGUAUUCACAGUGAAGAGAAGCCUUACAGCUGUGAACAGUGUGGCAAAAGCUUUCGUUUAUCAGGUGAUUGCACCAAACAUCAGGCUGUACAUUCAGAGGAAAAACGGUACAAGUGCUCAAUCUGUGAUAUGAGGUUUCGCUUCAACAGUUCGCUGAGGAGCCACAAAGUCGUUCACUCUGAGGACAAACCUUACCACUGUGAGAAGUGUGGAAAGAGCUUUAACAGACUCGAUACCCUGAAAAGCCACAAGUUGAUCCACACUGAUAAAAGACCUUAUAAGUGUUCUCAAUGCGGUUUAGCCUUCAAGUCGUCAUCAAUUCUCUGUAAACAUCAAAACAUUCACUCCAGGAAAUCCCUCUUCUCCUGCAGCACCUGUGGCAAAACCUUCACUCGCCAAGACGUCCUCAAAAGUCAUCAAGAUGUUCAUGCAGAAAAAUGGAAAUGCUCAGAGUGUGGAAAAUGCCUGAGCUCUGCAAGUUGCUUGAAGAAGCACAUGGAGCAACACUUGGGUAAGAAAAUGUACCACUGCGCCGAGUGCGAGAAGAGUUUCAGCUCAGUGGCAUACCUGAGGAAGCACCAGAAGAUGGUGCACAUUGAUGAUGAAAAGCCAUAAAUAAUACAAGGGAUAACUGGUUACUGACCAGCUGCACUAUCCAGGGGAAAUGAAGCAUGAGAAGAUUAAAUCUAAGAAAAGCGACCUUAUUAGCGAUCAUCUAAAACAAAUAAUACAUCAUUAGAAAAAAAGUAUUGUUUGUUUUUUCUAAAAAUUCACUGCAGUGAAAGGCUGUGGUUACGUCUAUAUGCAUGCUAUUUGGUUUUGUAUACUUGACGUGCAUAUCAGUUUAUACCUCACUUUGGUAUGCUUUGACAAUUUUUUUUCCAUUUUUUGGUUUUACAAGUGUUUAACAAGUUUUUAAAGUGCUUAAUUAAAAGGUAGGCAUACAGUAGUUACUACUAAAUUGAUAUAAGCCAUUUAUUAAUUCAGUGUUUACAUUGCUGUUAAGUUAUUUCCCAAUGGAAUGUGAACAGUAUAAAGUUGUCAAUUGGUGUGGUUCCAUCCUGAAUUUCUUUAAAAUGAGAUGAAUUAAAGGAAAUUUUACUGCCAUUUAAUAGUAAUACUUUUUAUUUUAAAGUGUUGUGACUAAUCAACUAUACUAACACAAUGAAUAUAUUAAUCUUU
Paramisgurnus dabryanus is the source of this 2358-nucleotide messenger RNA. RefSeq lists its product as uncharacterized. Gene Ontology annotation, molecular function: RNA polymerase II cis-regulatory region sequence-specific DNA binding; DNA-binding transcription factor activity, RNA polymerase II-specific. The record is from RefSeq and is a predicted model, not a curated record. NCBI's taxonomy places the organism in Eukaryota, Metazoa, Chordata, Actinopteri, Cypriniformes, Cobitidae. Gene Ontology annotation, biological process: regulation of DNA-templated transcription.